Messenger RNA from Neohortaea acidophila, 3239 nucleotides. RefSeq lists its product as uncharacterized. Gene Ontology annotation, biological process: lagging strand elongation; DNA recombination; DNA biosynthetic process. The record is from RefSeq and is a predicted model, not a curated record. The transcript is spliced from 2 exons. Bases 112 to 3084 code for a protein of 990 amino acids. Gene Ontology annotation, cellular component: nucleus; mitochondrion. Lineage: Eukaryota; Fungi; Ascomycota; Dothideomycetes; Mycosphaerellales; Teratosphaeriaceae. Gene Ontology annotation, molecular function: ATP binding; DNA binding; DNA ligase (ATP) activity.
AAAAACGCGACUUCCAUCCAUCUCGACACUCCAACAUGUCACACAACACCGCGACUCCACACUCACAACCUCUACACCCUCUUCCUGCGCUAACAUCGAGGCGAUGAGGUGAUGCUAUGGUCUCGUUGUCCACUGCCGCGAUCGUCCUGUUCUUCAAGGUUCCGACGUGAUCCCGCCCGCGUCAUCCUCUUCCUCAAGUCCGUACCUCUUCCCGAGCCUCCCAUCUCAUCUCGAGACCCGCGAAACCUGUUCAAAUCCUGGUUUCCGCCACAAACUGGUCGCUUGAGAACCGGCAAAAUGCCUCCCAAACAGGCUACCCUCGGCAAGUUCUUCGGGAACCCGAAUGGCGCGAAAGUAGCCGCUCCACAGCAAUCGAAGUUGAAGUUCUCUUCGAAAGCGAGUGCCGCGCAAGACAAGGAGAAUGAAGAAGUAGAGUCAUCGCCCGCCGUUGCCGCAGCCUCCGCCUCCCCAGCCUCCAAUGGCAUCGCCACCCCCACUGUCAACGGGGACGUCAAGAUGGAGGAAGGAACGCCUGUGAAGAAAGCAGAGACACCCGAGCCGACCGAUGUCACGAUCGAGCCUGCUUCUGCGAGCUCUUCCAAGAAACGCGCCGCUUCUGCGGAGCCAAGCGAGCAGGACGAGGACGAUGAUGAGCCACCAACCAAGAAACAGCGGGGCCGCGGCCCCAAGAAGGGUGUUGCUGUGAAGAAGACGAGCAAGAAGUCGGAUAUCAAGCCUACACCAGUCAAGGAAGAGGACGAUGAUGAUAUGGAUGUUGAUGAUUCUCCUGAGCCGUUGACGAAGGCUACAAAGGCUGGAUCACCAGUCGUCAAGCAAGAGCCUCCCGCUAAAGUGAACAAGGCCGCUGCGAAAUCACCAAAGCCAACCAAGUCUUCGAAGGACAUCGAACAUGCUGCUGCUCGGGAGGUGGAAGAGGUGAAAGCAAAGAACAAGUCGGACACAGAUGCCGAGAUCUCAGAGGAGGACGAGGAAGACGAAACGCCCGAGAUCGCAGCCAAAGCACGCGAAAAGGUGCAAACCACACUCAAGUCGGCCGGAAAAGAGCCAUAUCCCGACUGGAAAGCUGGUGAGCCCGUGCCGUACGCAGCGCUCUGCACGACCUUUUCCAAGAUCGAACUCACGACCAAACGAUUGGAAAUCCUGGCGCACUGCUCGCUCUUCCUGCGCCAAGUCCUUCGCCUCACCCCGAACGAUCUACUUCCCACGGUGCUGCUCAUGAUCGGCAAGCUGGCAGCAGACUAUGCCGGUGUCGAAUUGGGAAUCGGCGAAUCGCUAAUCAUGAAGGCGAUUGGCGAGACUACUGGCCGCAACCUGAAGAUUAUCAAGGACGAUCAAAACAAGAUUGGCGACCUUGGACUUGUCGCUGCGAAGAGCAGGUCGAAUCAGCCCACCAUGUUCAAGCCGAAGCCCUUGACCGUGCGUGGCGUGCAUGAAGGGCUGAUGAAGAUUGCCACGACAGAAGGUCAGGGCGCCCAGGGCCGGAAAGUUGAUGGCAUCAAGAAGUUGCUCUCUGCUGCCGACACCAAUCUGGCCAAGGGACAAACCGUUGACAUCACCCAAGACAAAGGUGGUCCGAGUGAAGCCAAGUUCAUCAUUCGUGCUCUGGAAGGGAAAAUGAGACUUGGUCUCGCCGACAAGAACCUUCAGGUUGCGCUUGCGCAUGCGAUGGUCGCCCAUGCAGUGGCCGAGGACGGGAAGAAGGUGCCCAGCGAAGCGGAGCUCAAAAAGGGCGAAGAGGUCUUCAAGGCGGUGUACAACGAGCUGCCGAGCUACGAGGUUAUCGUUCCCGCUUUGUUGAAGGACGGCAUUUGGAAACUGCGCGAGGCGUGCAAGCUGCAGCCCGGCGUUCCGCUCAAACCCAUGCUCGCCAAACCCACAAAGUCGAUUGGUGAGGUGCUGGACCGAUUCGAGGGCAAGGACUUCACGUGUGAGUACAAGUACGAUGGCGAGCGCGCACAGAUCCACUUCGUCGCCCACGAAUCCGACCAGGAUUUUGCUACCACCGUAGUGCCAUCCGCUGGAAAGUCGGAGCGCGGCGUGUCCAACAUCUUCAGCCGCAACAGCGAAGACCUGAGCAAGAAAUACCCCGACAUCCUCGCCAAAUUGCCUACGUGGGUAAAGCAAGGCACGAAGAGCUUUGUUCUUGACUGCGAGACUGUUGCGUGGGAUACUGAAAAGAAGCAUGUUCUGCCUUUCCAACAACUCAUGACGCGCAAGAGGAAAGACGUGAGCGAGGAGAACAUCAAAGUCAAAGUGUGUGUCUUCGCGUUCGAUCUGCUCUUCCUCAACGGCGAAGCACUCGUCAACAAGUCUCUUCGCGAGCGCCGCGAUCAUAUGUACGACGCUUUCCAGGAGGUGGAGGGCGAAUUCUCCUUUGCAAAAUACGGCAACUCUCGCGAGAUUGAAGAGAUUGAGAUCUUGCUCGAAGACUCGAUCAAGGCGUCUUGUGAAGGAUUGAUGGUCAAGAUGCUAGACGGCGUCGAGUCGCACUACGAGCCCUCUCGCCGCUCUCAAAACUGGCUGAAGAUCAAAAAGGACUACCUCUCUGGCGCCGGCGACUCUCUUGAUCUCGUGGUGCUAGGCGCAUACUACGGCAAAGGCAAGAGAACAUCGGUCUACGGCGCCUUCCAUCUCGCCUGCUACAAUCAGAGUUCCGAGAUGUACGAAACAGUGUGCAACAUCGGGACCGGCUUCUCGGAGGCCCUGCUCGCAGAGCUGCACGAAGCGCUCUCACCCCUCGUCAUCGACCGCGCGAAGCCCUUCUACGAUCACUCGACAGGCAAGAACGAUCAGCCGGAUGUGUGGUUCGAGCCGCGUUUUGUGUGGGAGGUCAAGACGGCGGACCUGACGUUGAGUCCGCGCUACCGUGCUGCGGCGUCGGAAUUCGGAGGCGACGGCGUGCACAAGGGCGUCAGUCUGCGUUUUCCGCGCUUCAUUCGUGUGCGCGAUGACAAGAAGCCGGAUGCAGCGACGAGUAGUCGGCAGGUGGCGGAGAUGUAUCGCAAGCAGGAGCAUGUGGGCAAGGAUAAGAAGCCGGCGGUGGAUGAUGAUUUCGAGUAUUAGACGUGGCUGGACGAGUUGUGGUCGAUCACGACAUGGGGUCCUGACAUGAUGUCGCAAGGCUUUGUAGACUCUCUAGCUUCGGAUUCGGCGGUGAGCGGCGCUGAAAUUUGCUAAGCAUGACUCCAAUCUCACCAACGAGUAACUACAUUGAUCGA